AUGUGUCUGCGCGUCGGUGGCCUGAGUGUGGGUGACUUCCGGAAGGUGCUGAUGAAGACAGGUCUGGUACUGGUGGUGCUGGGCCAUGUGAGCUUCAUCGUGGCCGCCGUCCUCCAUGGCACUGUGCUGCGCUACGUGGCUGCCCCCCGUGACGCUGUGGCUCUGCAGUACUGCACGGUCAACAUCCUCUCCGUCACUUCAGCCAUUGUGGUCAUCACCACAGGCAUUGCAGCUGUCACAUUGUCACGCUACCUCCCCAGCACCCCUCUGCGCUGGACGGUGUUUAGCUCGAGUGUAGCCUGUGCUCUUCUCUCUCUGACCUGUGCCCUUGGCCUCUUGGCCUCGAUCGCCGUGACCUUUGCCACCCAGGGCCGGGCACUACUGGCACCCUGCACUUUUGGGAAUGCUGAGCUAUUGACACUCACGCCUGACUGUCCCUUCGAUCCCACACGCAUUUACAGCUCCAGCCUGUGCCUCUGGGCCAUCUCGCUAGUGUUCUGUAUGGCAGAGAGCGUGUUUGCUGUGCGCUGUGCCCAACUUGUGCACGAGCUGCUGGACCUGAGACCCUGGUGGGGGAAAAGCAGCCACCACAUGGUAAGAGACCCCAGCCAGACCCAGUGGGCCCAGCAGCCUCCUGUAUCUCUACAGAUGCUGGAGAGCCCAGAGCCCACGGACAGCCACGACCUGCUAAGCUGCACCAGCUCUGUGCCACUGACCCUCUGA
Molecule: messenger RNA, 723 nt
Organism: Castor canadensis (American beaver)
Lineage: Eukaryota; Metazoa; Chordata; Mammalia; Rodentia; Castoridae
Source: RefSeq, a predicted model, not a curated record